Peromyscus maniculatus bairdii (prairie deer mouse) is the source of this 2037-nucleotide messenger RNA. RefSeq names its product melanoma-associated antigen 10. Gene Ontology annotation, biological process: negative regulation of transcription by RNA polymerase II. The record is from RefSeq and is a predicted model, not a curated record. Gene Ontology annotation, cellular component: nucleus. Lineage: Eukaryota; Metazoa; Chordata; Mammalia; Rodentia; Cricetidae.
GGCCAAUUCCCUUUCCUCAGACUGUUGCCCCAGAGGCGUCCAGUCUUUUCCAGCUUGGUGUGUGCUACCUGGAGCUCCGUGUCCGAAGUCCAAGGCAGGACAUAAGCAUCUUCAUUAGAAGAGAAGGCCAUCUGGGAAAGAGGAAUAGCAGAUCAGCAGAGAGAAAAUCUGUGUGGAAAGCAGGUUCCUAAAGGACAAGCCAAAUACAAAGGCUACAGAACUCCGAGGCUGUACCAUAUCACCUGGAGAAGACCUAAAGCAAAAUAAUGUCUCGCUACGGAAAGCACCCACGCCUCAGCCUGGAAGAAGGUGUAAACUUCCAGAACCCAACUGAAAUGGAUGAGUUCCCACUGGUUCCCACACCUGAGAAGGAGGAGAGAGAAGAAGAGGAGGUAAAAGAAGAGGAAGAAGAUAACAAUAAGCAGAAAAACAAGGAAGAUAACAAAGAGAAGAAAGAAGAAGAGGAAGAAAAAGGGAAAGAAGAUGAAAAGGAAGAGUGUGGUGAUGAAGUGAAUGAUGAAGAAAAUGAGAAGGGAGAGGAAGAAGCAGACUUAGCUUCCAUCUUUUUUUCAUCUUCUAAUGUCUCUUUUCCUACUUUUACCCCUCCUUCUCCUUCCUCCUCUUCCCCUUUCUUCUCUCCUUCCUCCUCCCCCUCCUCUUCCCCCUCCUCCUCCUCCUCCUCCUCCUCCUCCUCCUCCUCUUCCUCCUCCUCCUCUUCCUUCUUUUCUCUGUUUCAGAGCAACCUAGGGGGAAAUGAGGAUUAUGCUGCUGGGAUGCUGAGCAUUUUUCAGAAUGCUCAAAGUUUCUUCCCCUCACCUACUUUAGGGGAGAAUUUAGAUGAAGCAACCAGCCACCAGGAAGAGAGUUCAGGUGCCAUUCAGUCUCCAGAAGACCCUGAAGCUUUGCUGAAUAUUGUGAUACAAGAAAAGGCUACUGAUUUAGUGUUUCUUUUCAUUUACAAGUAUAGAAUGAAGGAACCCAUCACAUUAUCAGAAAUUUAUGAGGUUGUCACAAAAGAUUAUGAGGAUCAUUUUGCUGUCAUCUUCAUUGAAGCUUCUAAAUGCUUGGAGAUGACCUUUGGCAUUGAUAUAAAGGAAAGUGAUCUUCUAAGCAGUGCUUAUGUCUUUGUCAAUUCACUGAACCUCACCUAUGAGGACAUGCUAAAUGACAAUGAUAGACUGCCUAGAAAUGCUUUCCUCAUAGUUAUUCUGGGUGUAAUAUUCAUAGAAGGGAACUGUGCUUCUGAAGAAAGAAUCUGGGAAUUUUUGAAGCUGGUAGGAGUAUAUGAUGGGGAGGUGCAUUUUAUUUGUGGAGAUCCCAGGGAGUUCCUCACCGUAGAUCUAGUGCAGCAAAAUUACCUGGAGUAUCGGCAGGUGCCUGAUAGCCAGCCUCCAUGCUUUGAGUUCCUGUGGGGUUCAAGAGCCUAUGCUGAAACUACGAAGAUGAAAGUUUUGGAGUUCUUGGCAAAGAUGAAUGGGUGUGACCCAACCGAUUUCUCAAUCUGGUAUGAAGAGGCUUUGAGAGAUGAGGAAGAGAGGGCCUGGGCCAUAAAUGAUUCUGCAGAUGGAAGUCCAACCACUUGGUUUUUAGAGCGUUGAUUAUCAGUUUGUUUGUUUGUUUGUUUUACUUCCUGUGAGGGACCUGUUUCUACAUGGGUUCACUCUAAUUUUGAAAGGAGCAGCCAAAAUUUUAAGUAAGAGAAAAAUCAAAGUUAGGCUCAAUAGAAAAGGUUAAAGAAUCACUAUGUUAAUUGGGGAUUUGCUUAGCUGUUUAAUUUUGGGUUAAUUUUAAAUGUUAUUCUUUGUAAGCAAAGGUUUAUUUGCUUUAGAAUCUAUGAAACUGUUAAUACUUCUUAUAGUUUUUUUUCAAAAAUAUAGUGGAAAAUUAUGUAAUGUAGUUAACUUUUGAAUUGGCUUAAACGUUUUAGUUUGUUCUGUAAAAUUAAAAUGCAGUGUACAUUUAUUUACUAGGCUCAUGUAAGAAAACAAGACAUAUUAAUAAAUCUAAUAAAGAAUGCUCACUGACUCAUUCACCAAA